Molecule: messenger RNA, 663 nt
Organism: Pestalotiopsis fici W106-1
Lineage: Eukaryota; Fungi; Ascomycota; Sordariomycetes; Amphisphaeriales; Sporocadaceae
Exons: 4
Coding region: 1-663 (220 amino acids)
Source: RefSeq, a predicted model, not a curated record
AUGCCAUCAGCUACAGGAUCAGCCCCUCCACAGGAGCCUGCUUCAUCACCAACAGCCACCACUGGCAAGGAGAUGCCCACAAAAUCCGAGCUUUAUGAUAUAGCCGCCAAGUCCCUGCAAACUGGCGGUUUCACUGGUAUCGUCGGUUCCUUUGUAGGCUUGGGCACCGGUAUCAUGAGAAAUAUGCCUCCAGCUUUGUUUGCUGCAUUCGCUGGUCUUCAGUGGUUUACUCUUGGUUCAAGCUUUGUUGCAUCGCGGAGCCUUCUUCAACAUGCUUGGGGAGGCGAGGACAAGCUGGGGCCCUGGGACAGAGUUGCAGCAAGCACAGCAGCAGGAGGUGUUUCUGGUAUGGUGGGAGGCUUGCUUCGAGGACCAAGCAAUAUUAUACCUGGCAUCUUGUUCUUCUCCACGCUCGGUGGUAGUGCCACCUACCUAUCGCAGAAAUUUUCAAGCCGGGAGCGAUCGGAGAAGACCAGUAUUCUGGCAUCGAAAUGGAGCCCUCUGAAAAAGUUGACGGACCAGGAAUACGAAAAGCUCCUUGAGGAGAAGAUUCUUAAGCUAGAUGCUGAAAUUGCAAUCAUCGACGACAACAUUGCCGCUCUCAAGGCAUCUACCCAGUCCAGCAACCAGGCACAGCAAGGUACUUCGCAACGCGCCAAAUAA